AUGUUCUCACAAUUCCUCCACUCCUUGUCGUCGAGUGUUGCUAGCUCGAUGGAUGAAAGCGGUUCUUCCUCUCGUAUCGCGGAGACAAGACAUCAGGACGGACAACAUCACGCUGAAGAGCUUCGGAGCGAUGAUGAGACCAAUCACACCAGAAAUAUUAGUAGAGAUAAUAACCAACAGCAAUCAGUGCCAUCUUCAUCGGAGACAAGACAACAUCAUCAUCAUGACCAAUUUCGUAAUUUACUAUUUGGUGGUGCUCGUAGAGGUGGACACGGAUUAUUAAUUGAAGACGAUGACGAAGAUGAAGAUGAUGAACAGAGGAGUCCAGUUGUAGCCUCAUCAUCAUCAACCUCUCAUAUACACCAACGAGACAAUACUACCACGGCUGAGGAAACAACAGCCUCUUCCUCAGACAACGCUAACAACCCUGUAGCAAACACUAACGACACGGAAAACAUUUCAACCACUGCAGCUGCUCAUUCGAGAGAUGAUCUUUUUCAUACUGCUGCAGCCAGAUUGGCACUUGGUAAUAGACUCUACCGAUUACGAGCUCGUGCCAGAAGAAAUAGAAGCCGUAAUUUUAGUGAAAUUAAUGGCUUCCAUAUUGCUAACGGAAGCAAAACACCAUUUUGGAAGAGUGGACUUGUAAAUUCAAUGUAUACUACUUAUUACUUAUUUUUGCAGAUUGCAUUAAUUCUAUUUAAAUUAGAGUCACGUUUUAUGUUUAACGCUCCUGCAUGGGUAUUUGGUUGGGUUUUGGUGAUCAUUCCAACCUAUGUCAUGUCACUUAUAUUUUUGGUCUCUCUUGCUUUCUGGGGUGUAAAAGAUUUGAUCAAAUGGAGAAGGCAUUACAGUCGACAAUAUAGAAGAUUUGAACGAUAUGCUUCACAACUUGAUGAAGCUAGUAGAGCUGUAGCAACAUUUAGAAAUACUGAUCCCCUGCGGUAUAGCUCAGUGAGAUCCAUUCAAAGAGAAAAACGAAAAGCUGUUGACAGAUUUGUUGGUUAUAGUGUCUUUGCCGGCAUCAUUGUUGGACUAGUGUGUGCUAUUUUAAUUUGCAUCAAGUUAGACUAUAUCGAUCAAUUUGCUUUGCCAUUCACCUCCAUUUUCAGUGUCAUUAUGGUAUAUUCAGUGUUGCAAUGCAUUGCAGCCUAUAUUUAUUUGGGAGUUAUUCAUGGAGCAGCUAAAAACAAGCUGCAAGUACUAUUAGAGAUGUUUGGAGUGGUAUUAUGCGUUGUUUGCUUCUUGAUUUUACUUGGAGUAAGAUUGGACAAAUACGUAUACUACAUGCCCUAUGCCUUUUCUUUGAUUCCACUAUUUUGUUUGAACACGGCGCUGUUACUUUAUAAUAUUAUUAGUGCUGUUCGAUCGUUUUCUCUUGCUCCAAACCCAAAUAAGAAUAAUAAUAUUAAGGAAGACAGUUUUAUGACACUUUCUGGACUUUUAAUUACCAUGUACAAUGGUAUGGAAAGAAAAAGAAAGGAAGAUAUCGGAGAACCCUUGCAUGAUGAGUCAGAAUUAUCUCUCACAGACGUUCAGAAAAAGCAACGUCUUAAAAAUAGAAUGGAUGCUAUUUUCGCUGCCAUGUGUAGCAUUCCUGUGAAUGUGUGUUUUGGCCUCAUUAGUUAUUAUGGAGAAGCAAACACGAUAGAGUGGCAUCACUAUCUUGGAAUUUUCAUUCCUUUGCUAGUUCCAAUAUUUUUACUUUGUAUUUGGACAACAUUUAGACAGAAAAUUAUUGAAAGAUAUUAUAGAGCUCAUUCAUCGUCAACUGCUACAAAUGAAACAGAAAUGCAAGACACCUCCGAGGAACCUACAAUGAGCGUUCGUGACAUUCUCAACAAUUCAGAAGCUAUGAGAGCACUCAGAAGCGGUGCAACCAAUACUCAAACAAAUCUCUCACCUCUCAUGAUUUUGUAUCUUCAUUCUCUCAUUCGUGAACAACAAGAACAAGAGCACACAGAUACCGAACAUCAAGAUACAGGAAGAAAUGCUGCACUAAUGCAAUUCCUUCAAGAAUUGAUGGAGGCACGAUCAAGACCUGUGUCACAGGGACUUACACGAGAGUAUCUUGCCACAUUGCCAACUCAUAUUUACAAACAGCAAGAGGGAGUUCAGCUCAACACGACAUGUCCAAUUUGUCUUUGCGACUAUGAGGAUGGUGAUGAGUUGAGAACUUUACCUUGCUUCCAUAUCUUCCAUAAGGAGUGUAUUGACAAUUGGUUACUACAAAAGAAGAUUUGUGCCAUUUGCAAGCAUGAAGUAGACUCAUACAAUGAACAAAGUUUCUACUACCAAGAUGAAGAUAAUGUUUGA
Molecule: messenger RNA, 2316 nt
Organism: Naegleria lovaniensis
Lineage: Eukaryota; Heterolobosea; Eutetramitea; Acrasida; Naegleriidae
Exons: 2
Coding region: 1-2316 (771 amino acids)
Cellular component (GO): cytoplasm; nucleoplasm
Source: RefSeq, a predicted model, not a curated record